This is a messenger RNA of Rotaria socialis, 714 nucleotides long. The record is from the annotation of a GenBank genome assembly. NCBI's taxonomy places the organism in Eukaryota, Metazoa, Rotifera, Eurotatoria, Philodinida, Philodinidae.
AUGUCUUGUUCAAAAAUUUGUCUUGACGAAGUAAUUCGUUUUACAUCACGCACAGCUGGACGUGAUAAAAUCUAUCGUACCGUUCAAUAUGCAUCACGUUUUCUUGCAUGGUAUUAUAUAAAGAAACGGCGUGUCGUAAAUGGUGAACGACUUGUCGAAAUAUUUCAAAACUUAGAAUCAGUCAUGAGUUUAACUCGAAAAGGUAUGCGUCUGGGACGUUUUGUUGAUUAUGUAAACAGUGUCCUGGACAGUUUUCAUAUAAGAAAUAAACGUAUUGGAACAUUGUUUGGUUUAAUUGCUGUUUGUCAAGGAUUAUUUAUGUUAUUUGACAAUCUUCUAUUACUUCAUCGUUUUAAAAUUAUCUAUUUAAAUUAUCCACAACGCUUACAACAAUAUCUCAAUCAAGUAUGGCUGCUCUGGUUGUCAUUAGCAUUAACACGUGAUUAUUAUGAAAUACAAGCAUCGUUUGCUGUUGGACAGCAUCAUCAAUUUCAACAAAAACACGAUACAUCAUUAAUAAGACGUGCACAUAUCUUUUGGGCCAAUAGACCAUUAGUUAUUGAUACGGUUAAAAACUUAUGUGAUCUUUAUAUUCCAUUGUCGAACCUGAGUAUUGUUCAUUUGCAUAGUGGUUUACAAGGUUUUGCUGGAACGAUUUCAUCGGUUUUAGGUUUAUUACAAUUAUGGGAUAAAAGUUAUCAACUACUGGCAUAA